UCACCUCCCCUUCUAAGUCUAAAUGGCUAUCUUUGCAGGGUUUCCAAAUUUGUAUUCAACUCACUUAAUUUUCUCUCUCCUGUCUCUGUCUACUUUCGUCAGCCUCUCCUUCUCUGUUAGAUUGUUCUUAUCUUGUUAGCAAAGAUUUGGAGGGCAUUCUUUAAUUCUUCCUAUUGACUUCGUUUCCACGAGGCAACACCAUAAAAUUGACCACUCAAUUGCUCCAUCAAUAUUCAUCCUCCGUUAAGCAUGAAACUCAUUUUACAGAAAGAGUUUGAGAAAAGGCCUAUAACAUUAUUCUUUCUUCUCCUUCCAAACUAGCAAAACAAAAUCGUCUGAAAAAUGAGCCAGUGUGUUCCCAGUUGGGAUCUCGAUGAAAAUCCCACUUACCCUCAUCUCUCUCACCGUUCCCGUUCAAAUUCCACGGCGCCGUAUGUCUCUAUGUUAGAUUAUGAAGUAGCAGAGCUAACAUGGGAGAACGGCCAGCUAGCCAUGCACGGAUUAGGACCACCACGCGUACCUGCGAAACCCGUGGCCACCGCUUCAACCACCAAGUACAAUUGGGAGAAGCCACGCGCCAGUGGCACUCUCGAGUCUUUAGUCAACCAAGCCACCAACUUGCCACAACAACGCAACAAACAACCCCCAUUUGAAACCGCCACCAUUAACGAGGAAAUCGCGCCUUGGUUUAACCAACACCACCGAGCUCCAGUUGCUACCGCCGCCGACACCAUGACUAUGGACGCUUUGGUUCCAUGCUCAAACCGGUCCACAGAGCGUACCACCACCACGCACGUGAUGGAUGCGGCGCCAAAGCUUGGUGGCACGUGUGUAAUGGAUUGCUCUACUCGUGUGGGGUCUUGCAGCGGGCCAGCUGCCACUCAGGAUGAAGAUCAUCAAGUCCUUCUGAAGAGAGCGAGGGUGGCGCGUGUCCCGGUGGCACAUGAGUGGAGCAGCAGGGACCAAAGCGUUAGCGGUAGCGCCACGUUUGGAAGGGAUAGCCAGCACGUGACUCAUGAUUCUUAUGAUAUGGACAUAGGUGCCGAUUUAACUUCUACUUCCAUGGGUUCGCCUGAAAACACUAGCUCUGCUAAACCUUGCACCAAGGCCACCACCGCCGAUGACCAUGACUCUGUUUGUCACAGCGCACCACAGAGAGAAGCAGGUGACGAGGGGGAGAAGAAUAAAGGAAUUGGGAAAUCCUCAGUUUCUACUAAAAGGAGUAGAGCUGCUGCCAUUCAUAAUCAAUCUGAACGUAAAAGGAGAGAUAAGAUUAACCAAAGGAUGAAGACACUGCAGAAGCUGGUCCCUAAUUCCAGCAAGACUGAUAAAGCUUCGAUGCUUGAUGAAGUGAUUGAGUAUCUAAAACAACUGCAAGCUCAAGUUCAAAUGAUGGGUCGAAUGAACAUGUCACCGAUGAUGUUGCCAAUGGCAAUGCAACAACAGCUUCAAAUGUCAAUGAUGGCUCCGAUGGGAAUGGGAACGGGAAUAGGAAUGGGGAUGGGAAUGGGGAUGGGAGUUGGUGUCAUGGACAUCAACACCAUGAACCGUCCCAACAUCAGUGGGAUGCCUUCUGUUCUUACUAAUCCUUUCAUGCCUGUCACUUCCUGGGAUGCCUCAGCGGCACAACCAGCUGUUAUGACUGAUCCUUUAUCCACAUUCCUCGCCUGCCAACCUCAGCCAAUGACCAUGGAUGCUUAUAGCAGAAUGGCUGCAAUGUACCAGCAGCUGCAACAACCUCCGGCUUCAAAUUCUAAGAGCAAAGAAUAAGAAAACAGAUACAUGGUUGCCUAUCAUAUUAAAUCUGGAGUUGGUAUAUGUUUGAAGCAGAAAAUCUAUUCAACUUUGUACCCUCUAUUAUUAUGCCAACAGCUUUUGGCCAAAUUGUCACCCUUUUUUCUUUGUGUGUACAAGUAUGCAGCUUCUAUAAUUAAUUUAUAAUUUGUAUAACUAUUUACAAGCUGUUAUGUUUCAGUCAUAAGUUGGAACCAAAGUUGGGUUGGAUUCGACCUAAGUUGUUUGAGCUCCAAUUGAACGAGUCAAAUUCGAGUUAAUGAUUAGAUUCAUUUUUUUCAA
Messenger RNA from Mangifera indica (mango), 2076 nucleotides. RefSeq names its product transcription factor UNE10-like. The coding region runs from base 343 to 1770 and encodes 475 amino acids. Gene Ontology annotation, molecular function: protein dimerization activity. The transcript is spliced from 6 exons. Lineage: Eukaryota; Viridiplantae; Streptophyta; Magnoliopsida; Sapindales; Anacardiaceae. Gene Ontology annotation, cellular component: nucleus. The record is from RefSeq and is a predicted model, not a curated record.